AGAGUAUAUAAGGUGGCCUGGAAGAGGGUGAAGGGACACACCUCGACUUCCUCUGCUUUUUCACUCGCCUUAGAGAAGCACAAGCUUGAUCAGUAAAAAUGGCCUUUGCUGGAGUGCUGGCUGAUGCUGAUGUGAACGCAGCUAUUGCUGCCUGCGAGGCUCCUGACUCCUUCAACUACAAGACCUUCUUCGCCAAGGUUGGUCUGUCCGCCAAGUCUGCCGAUGAUGUCAAGAAGGCUUUCGGCAUCAUUGACCAGGACAACAGUGGCUUUAUUGAGGAGGAUGAGCUGAAGCUGUUCCUGCAGAACUUCAAGAGCGGUGCCAGGGCACUGACCGACAAAGAAACCAAGACCUUCCUUGCUGCUGGUGACAGUGAUGGUGACGGCAAGAUCGGAGCUGAGGAGUUCGCUGCUCUUGUAAAGGCUUAAAUUUCCAUCUGACCAAGACCCUUCUCUGUUCACGGAACCAGAACUCAUGCUACUGCUCAUCUGACCUAAGAUCAUAUUUUUUAUAUCUUAUUUAUGAACUGACUUCUACUUGAAAUUGUCCUUAAAGUGUAUUGUUAACAUUAUCUGGACAUGUUGGCUUGUGCAAAUCUGAUGUACUUCUGGGGAAGAGUGAAAAACAAGGAAUAAAUGUAAUUGGUGUAACUUCUUUAA
This is a messenger RNA of Pangasianodon hypophthalmus (striped catfish), 659 nucleotides long. RefSeq names its product parvalbumin beta-like. The coding region runs from base 99 to 428 and encodes 109 amino acids. Lineage: Eukaryota; Metazoa; Chordata; Actinopteri; Siluriformes; Pangasiidae. The transcript has 5 exons. Gene Ontology annotation, molecular function: calcium ion binding. Gene Ontology annotation, cellular component: nucleus; cytoplasm. The record is from RefSeq and is a predicted model, not a curated record.